Messenger RNA from Purpureocillium lilacinum, 4479 nucleotides. RefSeq lists its product as uncharacterized. NCBI's taxonomy places the organism in Eukaryota, Fungi, Ascomycota, Sordariomycetes, Hypocreales, Ophiocordycipitaceae. Gene Ontology annotation, molecular function: protein binding; protein-macromolecule adaptor activity. Gene Ontology annotation, biological process: cellular response to starvation; positive regulation of protein serine/threonine kinase activity; regulation of autophagy. The record is from RefSeq and is a predicted model, not a curated record. Gene Ontology annotation, cellular component: cytoplasm; TORC1 complex.
AUGACGUUACGAUCCGACACCCACGGCUCGCUGCCCUCGGCCGCCACUGUCACCAAUGGCGAGACGUCGAGGUUCCGUGCCCAAGGCGACAGCAGCGCCGACAACGACGCCUCCUCCGAUCACGACGAUAGGCGGCCCUCAAGCGCCCCUGGCCGUAAGAACGGCAUCGCGCUCACAGGCGAGGCGAGAGACGAUUUUGGGCACGACCGGCCGAAGCGCCCGACCAAGCCCCAGCUCCUGCGCUCAAAGAGCGAUUACCGCCCGUCGCGCCAAACAGAAGAUGACGACGACGUCGACGACGAGGUCCCGGCCUGGGGAGCCAGGCACGGCUUCGAGGACCAUUACCAGUCCGAGCAUAUAAUAUCCCAGCUUGUGAAUAAUUGGUACAUGUACUUUACCGACAAGCGACACGAGACGACCGGGAAGCCCAAGAAACUCGAGUACGAGCUGCAGGACUGGCGUCAGCGGGACCGGCUCAAGACCGUGUCCGCCGCGUUGGCCGUCUGUCUGAACAUCGGCGUGGAGCCUCCGGACCAGCUCAAGACAACUCCCGGUGCCAAGCUCGAGGCGUGGACCGAUCCAACGGUACCGCCUAUUCAAAAGGCGCUCGAGAACAUUGGCAAGGCUCUCCAGGCCCAAUACGAAACGCUGGCGAUCAGAGCUCGCUACAAGCAGUAUCUGGAUCCGUCCGUUGAGGAAACUAAGAAGUUCUGCGUCUCCCUACGCCGCAACGCCAAGGAUGAGCGCGUGUUGCUGCACUACAACGGCCACGGCGUCCCGAAGCCCACCGCCUCGGGCGAGAUAUGGGUGUUCAACAAGAAUUAUACGCAGUACAUUCCCGUCAGCCUGUACGACUUGCAGCACUGGCUGCAGGCUCCAACGAUAUUCGUCUGGGACUGCUCCGAAGCCGGCAACAUACUCAAUAACUAUCACCGCUUCGUCGAGAAGCAUGAGGAAGAGGAAGAGGAGGCCGCCGCGCGCGACCCUCACUACGAAAAAACCAGCUUCCGCCCAUACAUCCAUCUAGCAGCCUGCGCCGUCAAGGAGAACCUGCCUACGAACCCACUGUUGCCCGCCGACCUCUUUACGGCCUGUCUGACAACGCCGAUUGAAAUGGCACUAUGGUUUUUCGUACUUCAAAACCCGCUGAAGACGAACCUCACACCCGAGCGAGCGAAGCAGCUGCCGGGGCGCCUUCAGGAGAGACGCACCCCGCUGGGCGAGCUCAAUUGGAUCUUCACGGCUAUUACGGACAGCAUCGCAUGGACCACGCUGCCCCGGGAUCUGUUCCGCAAGUUCUUCAGGCAGGAUUUGAUGGUUGCGGCCCUGUUCCGCAACUUCCUCCUGGCGCAGCGCGUCAUGACUGUGUACGGCUGCCACCCGCAGUCUUACCCGGCGCUGCCCGAUACCCACCAACACCCGCUUUGGGAGACGUGGGAUCUCGCCGUCGACAUGGCACUGGCGCAGCUGCCGAUGCUGGAGAAGAAGGAGAGCGAGGGAAUCGACUACGAAUAUCACAAUUCGACAUUCUUCACAGAGCAGCUUACCGCCUUUGACGUCUACCUGACCAGGGGAGACGCAAUGGCCCAGAAGCCGCCGGACCAGCUUCCGGUUGUAUUGCAGGUGCUGUUGAGCCAGCAGCAUCGAGUGAGAGCCCUCAUUCUUCUUGGCAGGUUCUUGGACCUCGGUCCAUGGUCGGUGCAGCUCGCCCUGAGUAUAGGAAUCUUCCCAUACGUUCUCAAGCUUCUGCAGUCGGCGGCUGCGGAGCUCAAGCCCGUCAUGGUUUUCAUCUGGGCACGCCUCAUCGCGGUGGACAUCUCUUGCCAACAGGAUCUCAUCAAGGACAGUGGAUAUGGCUACUUUGCCCAGAUCCUGAAGCCAUCAGAAGGUCUUCCCGUUGUUGACAGCGACGAGCACAAGGCCAUGUGUGCCUUCAUCCUUGCCAUGCUCUGCAAGGACUACAAGAACGGCCAGAUGGUGUGCAACCAGAUGGACAUCAUGUCCUACUGCCUCUUCCACUUGCAGAACGAAAGCAAUCCGCUUCUGCGCCAGUGGGCGUGUCUCUGCAUCAGCCAGCUUUGGCAAGACCUCCCCGAGGCGAAGUGGCGAGGCAUCCGGGAGAAUGCCUACGUCAAGCUGGCCUAUCUUAUUCGCGAUCCUUGCUGUGAAGUUCGUGCGGCUAUGGUGCAUGCGAUGACCACAUUCCUGGGCAUCCCUGACCUCACGGACGAGGUGGCGCGCAUCGAAGAGUCCAUCGCAUGGACCAUCCUGGACAUGGGCACCGACGGCAGCCCAAUGGUGCGCAAGGAGUUCCUGGUGUUCCUCUCGCAGUUCAUCGUCCGAUUCGAGAACAAGUUUCUGGUCGCGGCCUUUGACCAACUUCAAGAAGAAAAGGACUACCUGUUGUUCCCGCCGCAGGACGAUGGCCAGGAGCACAAGAUGGGCCUGCAUUACACGAGACCCGAGAACAGAAACAAGGACGGCACCAUCAAGGCCACCUCGCACGGCCUGUCGCACAAUACCGUCUACAUGGCCUGCUGGAAACACGCGCUUAUUCUCAGCGUCGACCCGCACCCAGAAGUGCAGCGCGACGCCACGAUUAUCGUCGACUACGUGCACAACGCCCUUAUCAGUUCUGCAGUCGGGGAGUCGGCGCAGGCCCUGAUGCGGGAGAUUCAGCUUCGCGCAAACAGGACGGCACAGCGCCAGGCAGCUACUGCAAGUCAAAGGAACUCGCUGCGAGGAGCACCCAACACUCCCCCCUUGCCUUCGCCGGGCAUCCUGCGGCGGACAGCGAGCCUGUUCCUCCAGUCCUUUAUCGGCACGGAGGACAAGUCCCGGCCGACCACGCCGUCAAGUCCGGUGCCGCCCAAGUCUCCGUCAGCCAAGGUGCCUGCUGAUCAAGUGUCGGCGCCGCCUGAGCAAAACGAUCUGUACGGCACCCCUGCAUCGUACAAUGUCGCGCGCGAACCGCUGUCUGGUGCCUACCAGGCGAGAGAUCUCACAAAGCUGCCUACGCUGCCACUGAAGAGCGGAUUCCUCGAGUGGUCAAUCGAAUAUUUCCGCGAGCCUCAGAUGAAGGCCAGCGAGGCGGACGAGCCUGGAAGCACCGAGUACAACGAACGUCUGUGGCGAAGAGCGCGGAACGAGAAUAUGCUGCGGGAAACGCAGCCGCUGAAGGCGCUCGCCGGUACGCACAAGUGGAAUAAUCAGCUAGGCAUUGUCAACAAUGGUGCCCAGCCUGCGAAGAUGACCUUCCAUCAGUACGAGGAUCACCUCGCGGUGUCAGACGACGGGAACACCGUAUACGUGUGGGACUGGAAGAAGCAGGGCCGGCUGAGCAAGUUCAGCAACGGCAACCCCGAGGGCUCCAAGAUCAGCGACAUGAAGUUUAUCAACGAGGAUGACCUGGCGUUCCUGCUGACCGGGUCAUCGGAUGGCGUGAUUCGCGUCUACCGAAACUACGACUCGGACAAGAACAUUGAGCUUGCCACUUCGUGGAGGGCGCUGACGCACAUGGUACCCAGCAACGUCAAUUCGGGCAUGGUGUUCGACUGGCAGCAGGUAACGGGCAGGGUGCUGGUCGCGGGCGAUGUCAGGGUCAUCCGCGUGUGGUACGCGGCGCACGAGACGUGCAUAAUGGACAUUCCCGCCCGAUCGGGCUCGUGCGUGACCUCGCUUACCUCGGACCAAAUGACUGGCAACGUCUUUGUUGCUGGGUUCGGCGACGGAGCGGUGCGCGUGUUUGAUACACGACAGCGACCUCAAGACUCGAUGGUGCGCAAGUGGAAAGACGAGUCGGACCGCCAAUGGAUUAAGAGCGUCCACAUGCAGCGCGGCGGGCAGCGGGAGCUCAUCAGCGCGAGCCGCAAUGGCAAGGUCAAGAUCUGGGACAUCCGGAUGGAUAAGCCGCUGCACUCAUUCCAGACGACACGAGACACGCUGCGAACCGCCAGCACACACGAGCACCUGCCGGUGUUUGCAGUGGGAACGUCACAGCACUCGGUCAAGGUGUUCAACUUCGAUGGCAACGAGCUGUCGCGGCUCGAGCCGUACUCGAGCUUUCUCCAGCAGACGCGCGGAGGUCCGAUCUCGGCGACGGCGUUCCACCCGCACCGCCCGAUACUGGGUUGUGCUGCGCGGGGCGAUCACCACAUCAACCUCUUUACUUGCGAGAAGGCUGAGCCGUUGCACUUUGCCGACGACGGCGCUCGUGCUGGCGGGGGCAACCUUGUACACAUCCCCAACGGCUUGUAUACAAUGCACUGGGGCCUCAUGCUUCGGCUGGUUUCUGUUGAUUUGGGGGCGGUCAUUCGGAACGGAGUUCAGGAACAGGAGUUGCGAGACAUGUUGCGGUCGUCAUGGGAGGCCGGUGAGGCUGCGGCGUUUCCCAGCAGGGCGCUGCUUUUGCUAGACUUGCUUGCUAUUGACGAGACGCCUGUAUCGAGUAAUGAAGAAGCCGCUGGCUGUCCUGCGUGA